Molecule: messenger RNA, 1760 nt
Organism: Ascoidea rubescens DSM 1968
Lineage: Eukaryota; Fungi; Ascomycota; Saccharomycetes; Ascoideales; Ascoideaceae
Gene: FRS1
Product: phenylalanine--tRNA ligase subunit beta
Exons: 2
Coding region: 1-1683 (560 amino acids)
Biological process (GO): phenylalanyl-tRNA aminoacylation
Cellular component (GO): cytoplasm; phenylalanine-tRNA ligase complex
Molecular function (GO): RNA binding; phenylalanine-tRNA ligase activity; ATP binding
Source: RefSeq, a predicted model, not a curated record
AUGCCUACUGUUGCUGUUGAUAAAGCUGACCUCUUUGAACUGUUGGGCAGAGAGUUCACCACCCAGGAGUUUGACGACUUGUGUUUUGAAUUUGGUAUUGAGUUGGACGAAGAUACAACCAAUGAUUGUUUGCCAGGCGAAAAACCUCAAUUGAAGAUUGAUAUUCCUGCUAACAGAUACGAUUUGUUGUGUAUUGAGGGAAUCGCUCAGUCCUUAAACGAGUUUUUACAUCAAAAGUCCACUCCAACCUACUCUUAUUUAUUGGAUAAACCUAAUUUCACUCUCACAAUUGAUGAAUCAACUCAAUCCAUUCGUCCAUAUGCUGCUGCUGCAAUUUUAAGAAACAUCAAAUUUACCCAGAAGAUUUAUGAUUCCUUCAUCACUUUACAAGACAAAUUGCACUCAAAUUUAUGUCGAAAUAGAACUUUAGUAGCAAUUGGUACUCAUGAUCUUGAUAAAUUAUUACCAAAUUUUCACUACAGAGCUUCCAAACCAAUUGAUAUCAGUUUCAUACCUUUGAACCAAUCGCAAGUUGUCAAUGGUGAAAGCUUCAUUGAAUUUUAUCAAAAGGACAAAAAUUUAGGCAAAUUCUUACACAUUAUUGAAAAUUCAGAUAAAUUUCCUCUCAUAUUGGAUUCUAGGGAUAAUAUAGCCUCAUUGCCACCAAUUAUUAAUUCGAAUCUAUCCAAAAUCACCUUAGAUACCAAAAACGUCUUUAUUGAAUUAACUGGUACCGACAAAACCAAAAUCGAAAUCGUCUUAAAUCAAUUGAUUGCAAUGUUCUCGAGAUAUUCUGAAUCUAACCCAUUUCAAGUUGAACAAAUUCAAAUAAUCUCAAACCAUAAUAACCAAUCAAGAAUCACCCCAAAUCUAUCAAUAAGAGAAAUGCCUUGUGAAAUUGACUAUGUGAAUCGUUGCCUUGGUUUGAAUUUAACAUCUGAUCAAAUUUGCCAAUUACUAAUUAAAAUGUCCUUAUCUGGGGAACAAUCUUCCUCUGACCCAAACAUUAUCAAUGUUAAAAUCCCAAUCACAAGACCUGAUAUCUUACAUCAAUGUGAUAUUAUGGAAGAUGUUGGUAUUGCUUACGGUUAUAAUAAUUUAAUCAAAAGCAGGAAAGCUGAUACAGAAUUGAAUUCAGUUGCAAUCACUGGAAGUUUGUUACCAAUAUCAAAAGUAACUGAUAUUAUUAGAAUUGCAAAUUCUCAAUCUUCAUGGUCAGAAGUUAUGCCAUUGACUUUAUGUUCUCAUGAUGAAAAUUUCAAAUUUUUAAACAGAGUCGAUAAUAACGAUUUGGCUGUCAAAUUAGCAAAUCCAAAAACAUUUGAAUAUCAAGUCGUAAGAACAUCCUUAUUGCCUGGUUUAUUGAAGACAACAAGAGAAAACCAAAAACACUCUUUGCCCAUUAAAAUUUUUGAAGUUGGGGAUAUUGUAUUAAAAAAUGAUAAGCUAGAAAGAAGAGCUUUAAAUCAAAGAAAUUGGUGUGCCAUCUAUGCUGGCAAAAACUCUGGUUUUGAAAUUAUCCAAGGUUUGUUAGAUAAAAUCAUGGAAACUAUGAGAUCUCCCUGGAUUGAAAACCCUGAUCAAGACACUACUUCCAGAGGUUACUGGAUUGAAGGCAAUGACGAUGAUAAAAACAUGAAAAAGAAAUAUACUAAAGAUUCUCUUAUUUUGUUCCAUUUUUAGUUAUUUUUUAUUCAGCAUUUAAUGUAUUUAAUGAUUUAUUAAUUUAUUAUCUUCCUUUUUUUUUUUUUUACAACCCC